GCACACUGUUCCACACACAUAUCGGCAAACGCUGGGCGCCAACUCCUUCCAGGCCGCCGCGUCCACGCCGGUGUCGUUGUCUCCACGCCGCCGCCGGCCCGCCACGUCCACGCCGCCACCGCCCACCGCGCCGACUCCGUCCAGGCCGCGCGCGCAAGGCUCCGCAGGCCGCCUUGGCCGGCGGGUGAGCUCGGCUCCGCAGCCCGCCCUGCCACCCGGCGCCGCCGCGUUCCGUCCAGGCCGCGCGCGCUCGGCUCCGCAGGCCGCCAUGGCCGCCGGGUGAGCUCGGCUCCGCCGCCCGCCCCGCCACCCGGCGCCGCCGCAUGAGGUCGCCACGCCACUCCGCGCCGCGCCGUCAGCUCCCCGCCUCCACGCGCCGCCGCGUGAGGUCGCCGCCACCCCUCGCCGCCGGCACUGCCGGACACCCCGAGCCGACGCCACUGCCGGCCCCGGAACGCCGAGACGCUGCGGCGGCUCGCGCAGAACAGGGAGGCCGCGAGGAAGAGCCGGCUGAGGAAGAAGUUGCAUCGCCGGCCAUGAGGCACAAUACUGCGAGCCGUAGCUUGACCUCGACGACCCUGCCAAGUUGCCACCCACAUGGGCGAAAAGACGGAGCGGACCAGAAUCGCGAGUCCACAACACACCAGCCACGCCUACACCUCCGACCCACGAGGAUGGAUGACCGUCAGUGGAUGUACACGGGCCGGCCAAGUCAGGCUGCCAUGACCGAUGAAUGGAUUCAAAAGACCAACGAUUUCUUGGAAGGGGCAUGGGAUCAGGCUGAAGGAGUGAGUGUCAUGUGGUGUCCCUAUAGCAGUUGUGCAAACAAGAAACGAAAAACAAAGAAGGUUAUGGGCCAACAUCUGUGCAAGUAUGGAUUUACGCCAGACUAUACCCGGUGGACCUUGCAUGGUGAAGCCCAUCGUACGGGGGACGAAGUCGUGAGGGCGGGAGGAGGGAAGAAGCACGGCCGGUUCUGGCUCGGUGACAGCGUAGUUUACACGGCCAGUACACGCACUCUCUCCCAGCUUCGGGCAAGGACCACCGACUCGACCCCGCCCAUACACCCACGGCCCGAGACUUCAGUGGCCAGCAUGCAUGCAAUUCAGGCCCAGUUGGAUGAAGAGAAGAGAAAGCGGCAGGAGAUCGAGGAGAGGUUGGAGCAGGAGAGGAAGCUAAGGGAGGAGCAGGAGCAGAUGGUUGCAGAGGAGCAGCAGAGGAUGAUGAAUGCUGAGCGGCAGAGGUAUGAGGCCUGGCAACAACAGAUGUAGACCAUGUUCGCCUACAUUCAAGGUCUUGGCGCAUCUGUAAACUAUCAAUCGCCUCCAACGGUGUUGCGGCCUCCGCCAGCUCCACCUCCACCACAGAUGCCCUUUACACCGAUGAAUCAAUCGGGGGUGGCAUUGAAUGAGCCUCCGGACGAGCACUCGUCGGCAUAGAAGUGGCCAGCUAGGGGAUCUGACUAGAGAUGAUUAAGGUAUUGUUCAGUUGUUAGACUUGUGCGUGUUGGACUAUGGACUAUUGGAUGUUAGAUUUGUGGUUGUUAGACUUGUGGAUGUUGGACUUGUCGAUGUUAGACUUGUGGAUGUUGGACUUGUGCUUGUGGAUGUUCGACAUGGAUUUGUGGACUAAAUUAGAACAUUAUGAGAUAUUUGUGCUAUAUGUGUGAUGGAUGUUAAUUGCCUAUGAUGUAUAUAUCAUGCUAUGUUUGAUUU
Messenger RNA from Panicum virgatum (switchgrass), 1715 nucleotides. RefSeq lists its product as uncharacterized. NCBI's taxonomy places the organism in Eukaryota, Viridiplantae, Streptophyta, Magnoliopsida, Poales, Poaceae. Bases 324 to 1271 code for a protein of 315 amino acids. The transcript is spliced from 5 exons. The record is from RefSeq and is a predicted model, not a curated record.